AUGCCCCGCCGGCGCGCCCCAUCGCAUCCCGACGUCCUCGCGCUUGCGGCGCGCGCCAGCCACGGUGCGGACGCGCCUCUCAAGGACCAGCUUCUCCGGCGGGUGACAUCCUCUGUGGCGGUGCCAUCGCAGCAAUCCUCCAUGUGCCGAGACGACAGGCCACGCAACCAGGCGCCCGAGAACCUCGACAUCAUAGACUCGGCGGACAAGCUCCUCGCCUACAUGCUGCACGUGAUCGACUCGCGCGGCCGGGUCGAGCCCCGGGCCAUUUGCAUCCAAGAACCACUGACGCUGCAAGACGCGGUGUUUGCGCCUCGGCGCAAGCCCAUCGAAGUGCUGUAUCUGACGUACAACCCGCACCCGCCGUGCCACUUUCGCAACGUCUACUGGCUCGUGCGGGCGCCCAAGGACAUGGACCUCCGCGACGAGUACUUUACGCUCACAUCGUAUGGCCUCACGCGCGUCUUGGGCCUCGAGUCGGAGCUCUUUGACCUCGAGGCGUGGUUGCGGGAGAAGGCCAUUUUCGACAAGAUCGUUCAAAUGCAGUGCAUUCACCAAAUGCGCAAAAUGACGGUCUUCCAUACGUGGAAGCACAACACGAUCGGUCUGCGCAUCGCCCACGCCAAGAAGCAGCUGGGCGAGGCGCUCCUCGCGUGUCACCCGAUCGCAGGUCCCUUCCUGCUCACGGUGCAGCGACUCGUGUUAGACAUGAUCCACGCCCUCUCGAGCGACAUUGUGCCCCGGGGCAACCCGCAGCCGGUCCAAGCGUUGUCCAACAAUCGCGUACCGACGGAGGCGACCCGCGCACAGAUAGCGUCCACCGUCACGCAUAUCCAAGCGCUAUUGCUCGACGCACUCCACCGACUCCGCGCCGGGCCCAAUCCCGACGUGACCACCGUGCGCUACGGCCGUCUCUUGGCCAACGCCGACGUCCUUCCCGUCUUGAUCCGCACCGUGGACUUUAUGCUUCUUGGCGCGUACUUUGGCGGCAUCAUGACGGCCCUCGAGCGCCUCAACGUGUCGGUGACUGGCUCGAUUGUGUCGGCCCUCGAAGCACGCGGCUCGAGCACAGUCGGCGUAGCAGGCACGAGCGGGGCCCGUGACCGGUACUUGCACAUGGACCAGCUCCUAGAGAUGCCGACCGAGCACAGCGGGUCGAUCGCGUACAAGCGGCUUUUUCACUUGCACGGCGACGCGCUCCCCGACCCGCUCUUCUUUGUUGAAAUGACUGUCGGGGAUGCCGUGAUCAUUUCGCCGACCAAGGACGUGACUGUUCGCCACGUGUACGAAGCCAUAGCGUUCGCGAUCGAGUGCGUCGACGCCUUCCCGCGCGUCGUCAACGCCGAGCGGGUCCGGGCGUUUGUCCACGAUCACUGCCGCCCGUUUUAUAGGCACUGCUUUGGGCAGCACCUCUUGCCCGCGUCCGCCACGCUGCGCAACCACAGCGUUGUCGAGCGCAUCAUGAAGGGUCUGCGAGCUGCCACCGACAUUUACUAUGUCGAAAUGGAGGAGCUUGCGCAGGCGAGUCGGCUUGUACACGUCGAGUUUGCUCGGCUCCAAGAUCAACUCGCAGUGACCACCCGAGACGAGACGGAGCUCGAGUCAAACGUGCUGAAUGCUAUGCCCGAGAGCAACACGAGCGAUGACCUGGUCGCGUUCGUUGAAGCCCUCGAGAUGACGCUGCAGUUCCAGGCCGACUUGCGCAUGGUCGACAGCUUGCUCCAGAUCGGCCCGUUUCUCGUCAACCGAAGCGCGUUUAUCGGCAGCAGCUUGGACGCGUGCUCGGCGAUGCUACGUCGGCUCUUCGACCUCGCGCCUGUUCGUUGCAACUGCUACUACCAGGCAUCGCAUGCGUCGUACGUCGGCCACACCAAGCUGCUCUCGUCGAUCCCCGACUCGCUCGCUGAGUCGGUGGCGUGGCUGGAAACCUUCUUGAUGUUGCGCACGGAUUUGCCCGACGACGCCGAAGACGGCGACCAUCCUGCCGCGCGCCUCCAGUCGCUCCUGCAAGCGAGUGAUGUAUCGUGCGACAGCAUCGACUACGAGACCAAGUGCGCCCUCGUGGGCAAGACCAAGACGGACCAAGUCAAGUGGCGCGUCGCGACAAAGUCGCUGCACGAGUGCAUCAGUCGUAUCGAGACCAAUAGCUCGUUUUACAUGGAGAUCCUCACGCGCACCAUCGCUGUGCGCCAAGAGACACUCUUCUCGGAGAUGCAAAUGCUCUGGACGAUGCUCGAGAUCGAGUGGCAAGCGAUCCAAGCCGAAGACGCGGCGACGGAGGCUGUACCGACCGGCUUUUACGGCCGCGCCAAGGCCGUGCCCGACCUCGUGUCACAAACCAAGCUGCUCUUGCAUACGGACGCCGAGCUGCGUCGAAUUGUUGGACGCUUGGAAUACUUUGAUCCGGCGCACGCCGGCUUGUGCCAGCGCCCGUCCAAGACCGCCAAGCAGCGCGCCUGGCUGCAAGGACUUCUCAUUCUCCACGACAACAUCCAGCGCUUGAUCGACCUCAAGACACGGGUCGCCAGCGAGCCGUUGAACGUACUGGACAUGACGGCGCUUGCACACACCUUGGAAGCUAUCUCGUGGCAGAUUCAUCCUCUCGGAACGGUUUUAGGACCUUCGCAGCCGCUCCUACUGCGAUUCCAGCGCCACUUUGCCGCCAUGGAGCUCGCCAUCGCGACGGCGGAGCGCAUGCUUUCGUUCAAGCCCGACACAUGGCGUUCGAUCGCGUCAACGCCCGAUGCAUGCACGCUGAGCCAGCUCGACGAGUGGCUCGCGACGCCGACAAAGAAGGCCGAGCUCGACGCGCUCUGUAGCGAAUGCGUGCUCCAGCUCUCGGUGCACGCGACGUGGAGGACCGUGUCGGACCAGUUGCGACGCCUCACGCUGACGCUGACGCCGAUGCAUCGACUCGUUUUCGUCACCAACGUGCACGACCUCAUUGCUGCGUGUGAAGACGCGCAGCUCUCGCUGCUGACCAUUCAGCACCGCGGCAACCCCGCGCUUAGUGAGUUGCAGGCGACACAAGCAUCCCUGGCGCGGGCUCUCGACGUUCUCUACAACUUGGACCGCCUGCAAGAGGCAUGGCACGCCACAGGUGUUCUCGUCGACCUCCCGGAAGCGCGCAAGGUGUGUGAUGCAACGUUCGAUGCAGCGCUCCAAACGCUCGACGUCGUGAGCUCCCAGUGGCGCGACAGAGUCAUGGGCCUCUCGCGCACGCUAGAGCUGCAGAACCAAGGUCCAACAUUAGAGAAGCUGCGAGCUGCCUUUGACGGAUUUGACUUUAACGCAAGCAUCGCCGCAUGCGACGCCCUGGGUGCCGCCAUGGCCGCGACGUAUGCCUCGAUGCGGUCUGAAGUCCCGCGGCUCUGCUUUCUCUCGGACGCCGAUCUCUGGGCACUUGUGACGCGCAAGGCGUCACCGGACGCUGUCCGCGACAUCGUUGUGCGCUGUUUUGAUGGUGUUGCCGACGUUGACGUUGUCGUGGAGGCCACGACCAUUGUCUCGGACGACGCGAUGACGAGCCACUCGUUUACCCAGUGGAUGCUGGCAGGACACGCCGUGACGCUUCUCGAAGCCGUCGUCUACCUCGACGGCAUUCGACUGCAGCUGCCCCAGCCGUUCCGAGUCGUCGGUAGUCUCGUCUUUUGGCUUUCACGCCUCGACACGGACCUGCGCCGGGUGAUGCUGACGCUCCUCGGAGAGGCCCAGGGGGCCAUCACCUACGACGCGUCCAAUUCUGCGCUUUGCGAAUGGCUCUCGACCUACUCGUUGCCAAUCGUGCUCGCGUAUCUGCACAAGAGCUUUUGCAUCUCGGUGCACUGCGUCCUGCACGCGAAGAGCGCGGCUGUCGCGGCCAAACACGUCCAGCUCACGACCACCACGUCGACACACGCAACGCACUUUCUGCGCCUCGUCGCCUCACUCCGGCACCCGCGGCCCAUGAGCACGGUCCUGAAGCUCGAAGCGGUCGUCUUGCUACUCAAGUACGAACUCGAGACGCUCGAGGCGAUGACGCAGGUGGCGUCGACGCGCGAGUGGGCCGAUGUCACCAAUGCCUUCCACUCUGCAUUACGAUUCGAGUCCCCGCGCGAGAACGACAGCAGCCACUUGGUCGCAGCCAUGGGCCAUGUCACAAUGGCAUGUGACGUGCACGUUGACGUCCACGCGCCACUGCUCUUUCUGACGCCACCGACCACACGGUGUGCGUAUGCCUUGUUGCACGUUCUGCAGCUCAACCUCUGCGUCGUGCCGUUCGCGCAGCACGGGUCUGGGAAGCGCACGCUCUUGCGCAGUCUCGGUAGCUUUCUCAUGCGGUACUUUGUUCUUUUUCAAGCGAGCGAGGCAACAUCGCACCGCGUCCUUAACCAUUGGCUCGCGGGCGUCGACGCGCUCCGCGCGUGGGUGUGCGUCACCGACGUCUUUGCGUUGCCGCUCUCCGUGCUGCGGGUGUUUUUCGCUGAUGUUUUGCAGCUCCAGCAUGUCCGGUUUGGCCCUACGAUCCGCUGGCGCCACGAGGAUGCAGGCGGUGCGCUCUUCCUUCCGGUCCAUGGCCUCACGCCACCGACGCACGUUUUGGGCCCCUGGCUCGGUCAGCCGCUGCGUCCGCUCGCUGUCGUAGCGCACGACCGCCGUCUCUUGCUCCAGAGUCUGCUGUACAUGAAGGGGUUUUCCGAACCCUUGCACGCCGAGCUGGAUGGUUUCUUGACCACCCUUGUCCUGCUCGAGCCGAACGCAGAGCGCUUUUUCACAGUGAGUCUCUAUCUGCGCGUGACGACGCUGGCGUCGGCCAUUGUGAAAUCGGUCAGCUACAUCCUCCGCUCGGCCGAGCACGCGGCGUCGCACCUGACGCACAAUGCGUCACCGCUCAACAUUAUGCGCUACAAGGACACCAACGUCCUGCGCUUUGCGUUGCUCCUCGUGCUCUCGCCACUGGUUGACGCGACGCCGUUGACGUCGGCCUUGGACCGCUUUUUCCCGUCCAAUCUCGAGCUCGGACAGGAAUACCGCAUGCUCGAGGCAGCGGUCCGCGUCGUGCUCGAGAAAGCAUCCCUCGUUGCGACCCCUCAACUGGUGGCCAAAACCGUUGCCCUGUACAACCAAAUCCAGAUGCGCGCACCCGUCCUUCUUGUGGGACCAGCGGGUGCCGGUAAGUCGACGCUACUCAAAGCGUGCCUGCAAGCCCAGCAGCUCAUGCGGUGGACCAUGUGCCCGCAGUCGGACCCGUCGACGCACCUCACCAAGCGCAUCAACCUCGUCGUCUUGGGUAUGAUUGAGCUGGAACACAUGCAGCUGCACUCGCAUCUGCGCCGUCAAGGGUCGACGAAUGCGAUUCUGCACACGUUCUGCCAACGUCCGCCGAUCGUAGCGACUGAGACGAUGAGCUGCGUCUUGUUCGAUGGUCCGCUGCCGCAGCACCCGAGCGCGCUCGAGACCUUGGUGUCGCUUCUCAGCGGUGACCGCCAUCUGUAUUUCCCACCGCCGCUUCCGCCACAGCACCGCGCUGCGAGCUUUGACUGCACCAUACUCGAAACAGCUGCGUUGAGCGAUGCGUCCCCGGCGAUCGUGACGUCAUGCAGCAUCCUCAGCCUCAAUGAUACCGUCGUUCCGUGGACGGCGCUCGUCGACGCGUGGUUUGCACAGCAGGGCAGCGUGCUUCCGCCUGGAUUCGUGGCGCUCGCCAAGCCUAUGGUGCUCCACUGCCUCGGCGCGUGUACGCUGCCUCAAUUGCAGCUGACGACGCCGUCGGUUCCGGUAUCGCAGGUGGUCGCGAAUGUUCUCAAGCUCUUGACUGCCAUGUUUGGCUCGCUUGUGCACGAUGGCGCGUCGAUUUGGCCGCUCUCACCGACCGUGACGGGCCAGCUGGUUUUUUUGCUGGUGCUCUGGGGCACAGGCGCGCACUUGACUAGCGAGCGCCGACGCGACCUUCAAGCGUUUGCCCUCGGUGUUGCCAAUAUGCCACCGAUCGUGGUCGACGCCAAUGGUCUUGUGCACCAGUUUCCGCAGCUGCCGCACGAGACGCAACCAACGUUUUUUGAGAUCGUGUUUAGCGCGCGGGACCAUGCAUUUGGGCUCACGAGCGCGUGCCAGGAGACGACGCUCGCGCUCCAGCGGGUUGCCAGCGCUGUGAUUGUACCGACGGCCCAAAUUCGGUUUGCGUACUGCACCUUUCAAGUGCUUCAGAAAUGGAGCGCCACCAGAUCGAUGCUUUUCCUUGGUGGACGUGGCGUCGGGAAGAGCACCCUUCUCUCGGUUCUGCCGCGCCUCGUUCGCGGCCACAAGACGCGCGUGUGGAGUCGCGCCAGCACCGAGCAUCGCUAUGUGUCGCUUUUGCACCGGAUCUUGCACCAAACGAGCGACGACAAGUACGUCUUUCUCGAUGACGUCAACUGUUACGGUCCGAGUUUGGAGCUCCUUCGGUGUGUGCUGAGCCACAAGCGGCUUUUCGACGCCGUUCGGAGCCAGUGGACGCGGCUUCAGAUCGCGUUCUGCGGGACCAUGUCGCUGGCCCACAAUGCGCCACUGUCACUGGCCGAGCAGCGCUGCCUGCGACCGUAUUUCCUCCUGCGUCUCACGGAUCCUGACGCGACAGAGCUCGCAGCAAUCCAUAGCGCAAUCGUGCAAGAGCGCCUUGGGCGUCCGCUCGCGCCUAGCGAGCACUGGAUCGUCCGAACGACAGUCACCGCGGUGCUGUCGCUGUCGAGCAAGCCCGCGAAUCGCAUUCUUCUCUCGCCGACCAUCACCGCCGACGUGAUACGCAGCACGCUGCGCGGUGAGGUGCCCAACGAAGCACUGACGCACGCUCGCUGGCUUCGCGAGAUGCACAGUGCGAUGUAUAGCGCAUUUGCGUCCGAGACGGAGCGCACCGACUGGCUCCAGCAAUUCAAAGCUGAUAUCCCGUCUCACACGACCCCUCCCGAGUUUGACUCGGAUGCAAGCUUUUUGCCACUGGUACGUACGUUGCCGCUACCGACGGCUGUGCUGGACGCCGCCGAGAGGUCGGCAGAGACAGCCUUUGAUGCUCUCCGCGCGUUCCUGCUGUCGAGCUUGAAGCCCACGGCUGUUGACAUGGAGUGGACCGCGCGGUUGAGUCCGCCGCUCAUAUGGCACUACGUCCAACUCUGCGCCAUACUGGAAGCGCACCGUCAUGUCAUGUGCAUUGGCUCUGGCGAGCUCGUCGCUGCGUACAUGCCCCUACUGCCCCACGUUGUUCGCACGUGCAGCCAGCCGCCGCCCAUCGUCUUGGCAGACUUGACGUCGGACGAAGACGUCGUGGCGCACCUUGCGUCGUUGCUUUUGGCGACCGGUAUCCACGACGAACGACGCAUCUUGUGCGCGACAGAGGCCGACUGGACGCAGUGGCCGCGCGUGGCGCUCUUUGUACACGAUAUUCUCGACGGUAACCACUCGCAGCUGGCGCGGUCCGUGGUCCUUCAGCACGUUGUCGCGACGCCUCUCUCGAGCGCGUCGCAUGUCGACAUCCUCGACGCUUUCAUGCGGCGCGUGCAGCGCCACCUCACACUCGUUCUCUGGGGCUCCUCCGCGUCCAUCGCACCACUACUCACUCAUGCGAGCGCCAACGUCCGCGUCAUAGCCCUUCAGUCGCCGCAUCGACACGAAGCCGACUUGCUAUUGGCGGCCAAAGGGACCAUGACACACCUACGCGACGCGCACCCUGACCUUGGUCUCUCGCUCAGUGACUGCGACCACUUGGCCACGAUCAGUGUCCAAGUGCACGCGAGCGUCGCGUCGCCGACCAAGAGCCUCGGGCAUCUCCUCGAGACCUUUGUGCAUAUCAUGGCGUACAAAGCCUCCAAAAUGGCCGAUGUUCGCAUCGAGUCGGUCACGCAACUCUUGACGUGGCUCGAUACGCUCAAAGCGCAGUGCCACGACGCCACCGAGCGGCUCGAGCAGCUUGAGACGGCGUUUGUCGCAGCCCAAGAUCGGCGCGAGGCCGCGGAAGCGUCUUUGGGCCCGAUGCAAGCCCAGCUGACUGCGUCCAAGGGCUUGAACGAGCGGUUGGCAGAGAAGUUGCGAGCGCUGCAAGAAGCCUUUGGCUCAGACAAGCACGCAAUGGAAGCCAUCGAACGGCAAAUUCGAGCCGAACGCAAGGUUCUCAACAGUCUGCUGCUCCCGGCGUUCACGCUGGCCGACCGGCAAAAACUUGCAGACGAGUGGCGUCACGUCACAGCCUGUCGCCACUUGCUAGCCGCGAUGUGUCGGGUCCAUGGCGUUGACGACCACAACGUGGAGGCGGCCUGUCGCCUUGUGGAGAACCCAAACACGCGCAUGGAACUUCUUGCGAUGCGAUUAUCUGCAGAGAGCGCAACGCAGCCGUUCGGGUUCACGGCAGCAGACAUCCCGACGCUGCACACGUUGCACCCGGCGCUCGCGGUUCUCGGUCGCGCCCUCCUCUAUCAGCGCGACGCGGCGAGUGCUGAUGCACAGGUGACGCGCCUCUCGGGUGCCAACGCGCGCCGCACGAGCGACAUCGAGCAGGUGCGCACCGAGCUCAAGGAGCUUCACGCGUCCAUGGCAUUGCUCGAAGCCUCGAUACUUCGCACGGGAAAUGGCGUCGCCUCGGACACGCAGGCGCUUGGAGAGCUGGCGACGGCCAUGGAAGCUACCGAGGCAAAUGUGGACAAUCUCGCGCCGCUUUUGAGCUACCUCGACCGUCUCCAAGCUCUUAUCCGAAGCACGUACUUUGCGCAGCGCUACGCGACGCACUUGACGUCUGAGGGCGCCGCACUCUUCACUUCGGCUAUGGUCGCGUACCUCGGUCCGCUCGAUACGGCGGAGCGAGCGCGCUUGAUACAGUCGUGGUCCCUUGUCUUCACAAGCAACAACUAUGUCCUCCCACUGGAGCUCGGUAUUGUGCAGGACAGCGCCGUCGCGCUCUACUCGACCCUCGAGGCAAGCAUCUGCGUCCCAAACAUGGACAAGCGGCUUCAGCAUGGCCUCGCGAUCGCCGACUGGUCACAGACGUGUCCGCUUCUCGUCGACCCGAACGGCGCAGCCGAAAGCUACAUGGUGGCCUUCUUCCAGCGCAUGACGAGCGCGACGCCGGCCGUGACGUACUCUGUCUACUCGACGAGCGACGCCAAUCUGCUGCAGUGCCUCGACGUCGCACGCAAGGCGUCCAAGGUCGUCUUGCUCACGCAUUACUCAACGAACGUGUCGGACGCGCGCUUCCGGCAGUUGCUCCCGUACCUCCGCGUGACGCGUCGCCCGCUCCUGGACGCGGCGCGCGGCCUCCCGCUCUUGUCACACAGCGGCUCGACCAAGCUGCUGCAGCCGACAACCGCACCAAGCCGGCGUGCGCGGUCGUCCUCGAUGCCCGACCUCCGUUUUGUCGGUACGUUCCAGGUGUACGUCAUUCUGAGUCCGCUGGACAACGUCGCCGACCUCUCGCAGCUCCAAAAGGCGCACUUCAAUCUCAUCGAUUUCCAAGUCCCUCGGAAGGAACUAGAGAGGCGAAAACGCCGAACCCUCCACGCUCUCCUGGCCCCCAACGACGUCAAAGCCAACGACGACCAGGCGACGCUUGCACUCAAGGCCCAGGCGCAGCUGCGCAAGAUGCAGGACGACGCGGUCGCUAAGCUCCUCGAAGGCGUCUCAACCCUCGACUCGGACGCCCUCCUAAAGCUCCUCACGCACCUCGAACAGAAAGACCGUGUUUUGCGGUCGCGGGUCAGCCGACUCCAGACUUCGAUCGCGCCACCCGAUGCGUUAACCAACGCAGCGCGCACACUGGCGUCGCUUCAGGAGGCGCUCCAGACACUCGCACCCCUGGACUCGCUGGCCAUGCCGCGAGGCAAGUACAUGCAAGUGCUUCUCGAAAAGAUGCUGCAUCGUGUGCUCCGCGUGUCGUCCAGCGACAUGGAGUCGGUUCUCCUCGAUGUGCUCGCCCGCGUCCUGGCGCAUGUCGCCCGGCGCGUCGCGAGCGAGCACCUGGAUGCACUCUAUACGCUGAUUGCACUGCUGCAGAGCGUCGAGACACCCACCGAGGUCCUGCGCUGGGUGCGGUUCCUCGCGUCGCCCGCGGCUCAUGUCGCGCAGGCGGAGAAGGCGGUCGUGACCCAGUAUUGCCGACGCGCCUCUGACAUGCGAGGACCGAACGCCUCGAUGGGGCAUGUGCACCGCCUUCGGCGCCUCCGCAGCACGAUCGCUGUGCCCGACCAUGCAACGCACGACGAUUCGCGCAGUCUCCACGGCCUCUCGCUGCCGCAGCUGCUGCCUGCCGCGCUGCCGCCACCGCACGCUCUAAUCUCAUCUGGCUUUCUAUCGCAAGAGAUGUACGAGGGCCUCGCGUUUCUAGAGGCCCAUAUGCACGAGCUACGGGGCCUGAGCGAUGCCAUUCAAGCCGACCCGACGCCAUGGCGGCAGAGUCUGGUGAGCGCUCUCGAAAGCGAGCACAGCGUUCUUCUGUGGCCAGCACCGUGGACUUCGCGCUUGGCGCCGCCCCUUGUGUCGCUUUUGUGCACCAAAUGCCUUUGCCCCGAGCUCGUUUCGAUUGCAUUGACGAGGCUCAAAGCCACCGCGCUCAAGGCCCUUCUUCCCGGUGGCAUUUCGCUCCACGAAACCAUUUGCACGCCGUAUGUGGUCCUUGUUGCGCCCAACGACGCGCCGCUGCCCCAGCACGUGCACGAGCUCGAUCUAAACUUGGCGUCACGGAUCAUCUUUCAACCGCGCACCGCCGCCGCGACGCUCGCCGCGGCCCUCGCCAGCGACACGAGCCUUGUCGUGCAGAUCAGUUGUGCGGACGACGCCGACGCACUCCUGGAGAUCCUGAAAGCACACACGCUACUGCACCCUGUCUUCAUCCUCGUCGACGCGCUGCUCUUGCCAGAGCUACCACGCGCUCUUCUGUAUCAAUCGCAGAUCGUGCGGCUGCCCAUCACGCCUAUGGUGGCGGCGGACGCGCCGAGCCCUCGGCUGAUAGUGCACGAAUCGCACUUGCACCACUCGGCGGCCGAGACACUUGCCCGCAAGAUGCCGCGGCUCCAUGCAUGCGCCGUCGAGAAGAGCGAGGCGAUGGCCGUUGGGUGGACGCAGUUUGUUGCCCGCGACUACCACCUCGAGGAAGCCGUCGCCACCUUGCAGCAGCUCUGUGAGGCAAGUGCCAACGACGCGGAUGCCGUGGCCUCGGCGAUCCAAGGUGGCGUGUACGGCGCCGAUAUGAUUCCGCGUGAUAUGGCGGCCGCCACAUUCCUUCUCACGGAGCCCGUGCCACGUCCACGAGAUGUCAGCUUGUACUUGCGCAACGCCACGCACGCGCGUCACUCGCUGCGCUCCCAGAAGCACCUGCGUCGACUUACGGCGCCGCUCGAGCACGCGCCUUCGUCGUCGCUGGAAAUGGUCAAGGCGAUGCUGACGACCUAUUUGCGACGAUUCCAAGAGAUCGCCAUGCCAACGCGGUCGACCAAACCCGUCGUUGGGCACCGCGGCGUCGGGAUGGCCGCCCUCGACGCGGUGUUUCACCGCCUCAAAGCCGACAGCUCGGCCUUCUACCACCUCCUCUUGACGUUCCUCUCGGGCGUGAACGAGUCGGCGCUGCCGUACCUCGACCUCCAUGUGCUGCCGCCGUCGUGGCUUGGGCUCCCCGAGACGACGCACCUCUUGCCCGUGCGCCUCCAUGCGCUUGUCGCGCAGCUCGACCGGCGCUGCGACUACCUGCACUUUCUUGGUCACCCGUCGGCGCAAUCGGUCGACGUGGGCUUGACGCUGCACCUGCGUGACGUCCUCGGCCACAUUCGGCUCGUGUACUCCGAUGCGCUCGGCUGCUGCGUGACGGCGCUUCGCCUCGCCUUGCGCGCGAGCUGCUCAAAGGACGAGAGCGUCGGCGGCGUCGCGCAAGACGCUGCGCAACAUCCGUGCGGCCUCGUGGUUGACAGCCUCUGGCUCUUCUACGGCUCGGCGUUCGCCAAGGUCCCAACGGCCCGCCUCGUCUGGGAGCAAAACCCGAGCGAGAGCCAAAGUCGCGAGCUUUCGCUUGCGUUCUAUGGGCUGUGGCUCCUCCGGCACGUCGGCGAGGCCCCGUGGGGCGACCCUCGCGUCUUUACGUGUAUACAAGAGAGCGUGGGCGUGGCGCCGAGCGACUGCAACGCGCUCUUUGGAGACGACGUGGGCGUGGAUAUGGUCGUCGAGUAUGGCACGCUGCUGGCGCCAGCGCUGCCCGAGCUCCCGGACGUGGUCACGCUGCUGCAGCCAAGUCGACAAUAGUACGCAUAGCAAUAUAUUGGGUCGCGGGUUAGCGGCAAUUAUGUGGAUGCGUUUACCGGCCGU
Messenger RNA from Saprolegnia diclina VS20, 12288 nucleotides. RefSeq lists its product as hypothetical. Gene Ontology annotation, biological process: microtubule-based movement. The transcript is spliced from 15 exons. The record is from RefSeq and is a predicted model, not a curated record. Gene Ontology annotation, molecular function: ATP binding; minus-end-directed microtubule motor activity; dynein light intermediate chain binding. The coding region runs from base 1 to 12225 and encodes 4074 amino acids. Lineage: Eukaryota; Oomycota; Saprolegniomycetes; Saprolegniales; Saprolegniaceae. Gene Ontology annotation, cellular component: dynein complex.